AUGCAUAAAAAACAGCCGCAGUCUGUAGAAAGCAAUGCUCAACAUGAAAGGAAAUCCACAUUCAGGUCCCCCCAAAAAGGACGUAUCGUAGUGCCACCCUAUCUUAACAUAUUCCCAAGUGGGCCAUUUGAGACAGAGAUUAAGCUCACUGUGUUGGUUCCGCCCGUUGUCAGUGUCGGCCCUGUGAUAAUUCCUGUUGCUGGUGAUGGUAACGUGACCUUGGUGACCUGCACUACAGCCAAAACAAGGCCUCCAGCAGAAGUGUCAUGGCUCUUGUCUCUGAACACCUUUGUGAGAGUAGAGACCAGCCUGUCUCUGCAAACUGAUGGAACUUACACUGUUACAAGUCAUUUGAUUGGUGUAGCAUCCAAAGAACUUAACCAGCAGAAGGUUCAGUGUUUGGUGAACCACACGGCCCUGCAUACAGAACUGGUACUGGACUACACAAUAGUAAUCCAUUAUCCUCCUCAGGUUGCUUAUAUUUUAUCCGUUGGUAAAGCAACAAAACAUCAAGAAUUUCUCUGUGAAGCAGAUGGCAAUCCAAAACCAACAACCUUCACCUGGAGGAGGGUGAACAUCCAAGUUGAUGAUAAAGACAAACUUCUAAUCCCACUAUCUUCUGACCAUAAUGGCUUGUAUGUCUGUGAAGCUUCAAACCAGUAUGGAAGUGUCACAGGAUCUCUCUAUGUAUAUGUUAAUAGAGAAUCCACAUGGACCACUGUGGUUAUUCUGGGAAUUAUUCUGGUUACUAUUCUACUUUUUCUUUUGUAUUUUUUUCGUAAGCGCUUGUUCACACAUCUCGUACAGCUAUGGAGAGGAAUUCACCAUGUCGACCGCGACCGUGACCGUGUGCCUACUCAGUCACCCUCGCAGAAUACACGUUCAGAAAGAACAGAGGAGCAACAACUUGGAGCAUGUUACACUCCUGGACUGCUGUAGUGUGCUCUUGGUCCAGUUCGGGAUUUAGGACUGUCUGUGCACCUCGCUGCUGGCCUCGCCCUUCCUUGAGGGAUUGCUGUGGCUUAUAUAAGGACCCUGCAGGAAAAAGACAGCGGCUUGCCCAAGCUCCUUCUUGUACUGGUGGUGAUUUGUGAGUUUGUUAUUUUUGCUGUGCUUACCUUGUCUUGUGAUAUCCCUAGUUAGCCUGUGCUUGUGUUUGUGUAUGUGUAGAUCUGUAUGUGAGCAUUAAAAUGCAUUAAAUUGUUCAAGAUGACCUUAUACUGUUUCACAGACAUUUAAUAUUCUGUAACUUCCUUUGGGAUCAAUAAAGUUUUCUUAAAAUUAUA
Messenger RNA from Electrophorus electricus (electric eel), 1286 nucleotides. Its product is annotated as nectin 1a-like. Gene Ontology annotation, biological process: homophilic cell-cell adhesion; heterophilic cell-cell adhesion. The record is from RefSeq and is a predicted model, not a curated record. Gene Ontology annotation, cellular component: adherens junction. NCBI's taxonomy places the organism in Eukaryota, Metazoa, Chordata, Actinopteri, Gymnotiformes, Gymnotidae.